This is a messenger RNA of Tarenaya hassleriana, 654 nucleotides long. Its product is annotated as rapid alkalinization factor 23-like. Bases 12 to 416 code for a protein of 134 amino acids. The transcript has a single exon. The record is from RefSeq and is a predicted model, not a curated record. Lineage: Eukaryota; Viridiplantae; Streptophyta; Magnoliopsida; Brassicales; Cleomaceae.
AGUGAGAGAGAAUGGGAAGUCUGUCCAGAAGGUCAUUGGCGGCGAUCUUAACCGUCAUCGCGAUUCUCUUCAUCUCCGCUGCUGAGUCGACGCCUUCGGUCGGAGGAUUCACCGGCGAUUUCUUUCCGGUCGGGGCGGAGUGCCGCGGCUCUAUCGCCGAGUGUUCGAUAUCGGCCGGUGACGACGGUGAUCUCUUAUACGGCGGCGGAAUUUCAGCGGAGGGGGAAGAGUUCGAGAUGGAGUCGGAGACGAGCAGGCGCAUUUUAGCGACGAGGAGGUACAUAAGCUACGGUGCGCUGAGGAGAGGCAGUGUGCCAUGCUCGCGACGAGGAGCAUCGUACUACAACUGCAGACGUGGCGCACAUGCCAACCCGUAUUCCCGCGGAUGCAGCGUCAUCACUCGCUGCCGACGCUGAUUUGUAAUAUUUCUACUAUAUCCAAUUCUUUUUGUUUUUUUUUAUUCUCUUCAAAACUUUUUUUUGGCGUAAUUUACUGAGUUUAUAUUAUUAUUAUUAUGUUAAUUUCCAACAUAUACUAUAUGGAAUAUGUAUACGUACAAUUUUCUGGAGGAUUGGACACCUCGUGUGUUGUUGUUGCUUACAUACAUAAACAAGAAAAAGAAAUAUGGAAUAAAGAUGGUACACAUUUUUAGUA